AUCUUCUUCAACCAUAACGUCAUAACCUGGCCGGAUAAAACGACAAUAGCAUUAUUACAAUCCCUUGAUUACCCGCCAAAAUUCUUUCGAGAUUACAAGUCACCAGAAUGGCCGGCUCGGUCAAACGGCGAGCGUCUCCAACUGGGGCUAUCUCCCCACCCCCGAUAAAGAGAAAGAUUGAAUCCACACUGACAAAACAAUCGGUGUCAUCGUUCUUCACUCCCGCAUCUCAGAAGAAGCCCGAGCAAAUCACCUGGCGCAUCGUGAACAACAGUCUUGUCGUCGGCAAAUAUGCGAAGAAAGCAGACCAUAAACAGACUGAAGAGAAGCCAAAGGUGGCUGCCUUUGAUUUGGACUCAACGUUAGUCUCAACGGCUUCUGGCAACACUUUUCCCAAGAACUCCUCAGACUGGAAGUGGUGGCAUGAUACAGUUCCCUCUAGACUUAAGGAGUUGAGCGCAGAUGGUUACUAUGUCAUCAUCAUAUCGAAUCAGAAGAAGAUCAGCCUACAAAAGGAGAUGAAAGGAGGGCGUUCUGAUUCAAAAAGCCUCACGAACUUCAAAGAGAGGGCCUCUGCUGUCAUGAAACAACUAGACAUUCCUCUCAGUGUUUACGCAGCUACUCUUGACGAUGGUUACAGAAAACCAAGAAUCGGGAUGUGGAAAGAGUUCCUAGACGACUAUGAUUUUGACCUGAACGGCGUGGACUUAUCCAAAUCGAUUUAUGUUGGGGAUGCCGCUGGACGGCCAAAUGACCAUUCCCAGGUAGAUCGUGGUUUUGCUGUAAAUGCCGGAGUUCCAUUUCAAACACCAGAGGAGUUUUUUCUCAACGCCGCGCCGGAGCCGCUCGUGGAAUCAUUCGAUCCUUCUCUAUAUUUACAAUCUGACCAGGCCGAUGAUGCUUUACCCCCAUUCACCCGUCAAAGCGCUCUCGAACUAGUGACCUUCUGCGGCAGCCCCGGCGCGGGCAAGUCGACUUUCUACUGGGAUUAUCUGGAGCCAUUGGGAUAUGAACGAGUGAACCAGGACAUUUUGAAAACGCGCCCUAAAUGUAUCAAAGUCGCCAAGGAGCACCUUGCGGCCGGAAGGUCCGUGGUAGUCGACAAUACGAACGCAGACCCAGAAACAAGAUCCCACUGGAUCGAAGUCGCAAAGGAAUUCGGCAUUCCCAUUCGCUGCGUAUAUUUUUCUGCAUCCCCAACUCUCUGUCGGCACAACAAUGCUGUCCGUGCUGCCAACAAGUCCUUGAAUCCGGAAAGCAGGACCCUACUCCCCGGAAUCGCAUUUGGGGAUUUCGGCCGUCGGUUCAAGGAGCCAACGAUGGCGGAGGGUUUCAAGGAUAUUGUUCGAGUCGACUUCCGCUUCCGCGGGGAUGAAGAAUCGAAGAAAAUCUGGAAGCAGUACUGGGUUUAAACUCAGUUUUUGUCCAAACCUUGUUGAGCUUUAUUGAGACCUUGGGUGCACAGAUCGCUGUAUGUCAAUAUUGUACGGAAUAGUGACUUUCCGGGGCAUUAAACGUUGUAUCUGUGUACAUACGCAAAGCAAUUCCUAGCUAUACAUACUGUGAGAUGCUGUAA
Molecule: messenger RNA, 1576 nt
Organism: Aspergillus caelatus
Lineage: Eukaryota; Fungi; Ascomycota; Eurotiomycetes; Eurotiales; Aspergillaceae
Product: putative DNA 3'-phosphatase Tpp1
Exons: 9
Coding region: 108-1412 (434 amino acids)
Biological process (GO): DNA repair
Molecular function (GO): polynucleotide 3'-phosphatase activity; ATP-dependent polydeoxyribonucleotide 5'-hydroxyl-kinase activity; double-stranded DNA binding
Source: RefSeq, a predicted model, not a curated record